AUGGAGUUAAAGACUGCAGCUACGACGUCAAUAGUAGCUUCUGACAUGCAUCUAAUACAUAUGAUAGAGCACAAAAAUUCAUUCAGGAAGUUACAAAGAAUUUUGGCAUACGUGCUUAGAUUCACCAGGAAUGUACGUAUGCAAAAGGCACACCGGCCUCAACAUAUAGCAGUGUCUUCCAACGAAUUAGACGACUCCCUUCGUCUAAUAAUUCAAGCCGUACAAUCAUCCGAAUUUGCAGCUGAUAUCAACGCAUUGAAGGCUGAAAAGCAGAUUAAUAAGCAUAGCUCGUUAUGCAGUUUAUCACCGUUUUUGGAUGAUGAAGGCAUUCUUCGCGUUGGAGGAAGAUUGGAACAUGCUAUGCUACAAAUGGAUGCGAAACACCAAAUGACAUUGCCUUAUAAUGAUCCAUUGGUGAAAUUGCUAUUUAAGACAGUUCACGAAGAAAACAAACAUUGUGGAGCUCAAGCCCUGUUAAACACAAUAAGACAGCGAUUCUGGCCAAUAAAAGGCAAGAUAACAGCAAGGGCUACCGUUCAAAAAUGCAUAAAAUGUAAUAGAGCGCGACCACAGCUAUAUCAACAAAUAAUGGGAAAUUUGCCAGCAACAAGGGUAGUUCCUGCUCGACCAUUUAUCAACUCUGGAGUCGACUACUGUGGACCAUUUUGGAUACAUUACAAGGUCAGGGGCAAACGACCAACAAAGGCUUAUGUCGCUGUAUUCUGCUGCUUUGCAACAACGGCUGUUCAUUUAGAGCUCGUAUCGGACCUAUCAACUGAAUCAUUCAUUGGCGCUCUUAAACGAUUUAUAGCUCGCCGAGAUCACUGCCAAAAUAUAUAUUGCGAUAACGCUACAAACUUUGUUGGAGCCAAAAAUAGUUUAGAGGAAUUAUCUGAAACCUUAUAUUCGGACAAGACGCAAGAGCUACUUUUAUCAGCUGCAAGUUCCAAGGGCAUACAGUUCCAUUUCAUUCCACCAAGAGCUCCGCAUUUCGGAGGCUUAUGGGAAGCUGCAGUGAAGUCCGCAAAACGUCUCUUGGUCCGUAGUGUUUCAACGGAAACACUUACUCAUGAAGAAUUAGAGACAAUAAUAGUAGAAAUCGAAGCUAUUUUGAAUUCGCGUCCGCUCACACCUCUUUCAAACGAUCCAGAUUGCCUUGAAGCAUUGACGCCGGGACAUUUUCUAAUCGGCGAAGCUCUAACUUCACAGGUAGAUAGUAGAGCAGAAACUUCGAAAACAUCCAGUAUAACACACUGGAAGUUAAUUUCGCAUAUUAAGCACCAAUUCUGGAAAAGAUGGUCGGAAGCAGCAACGUACUCAGGAUUUCAUUUCGGGGGGGCCCGGUAG
Molecule: messenger RNA, 1347 nt
Organism: Musca vetustissima
Lineage: Eukaryota; Metazoa; Arthropoda; Insecta; Diptera; Muscidae
Exons: 1
Coding region: 1-1347 (448 amino acids)
Biological process (GO): DNA integration
Molecular function (GO): nucleic acid binding
Source: RefSeq, a predicted model, not a curated record